Puma concolor (puma) is the source of this 987-nucleotide messenger RNA. The record is from RefSeq and is a predicted model, not a curated record. NCBI's taxonomy places the organism in Eukaryota, Metazoa, Chordata, Mammalia, Carnivora, Felidae.
AUGAAUCAGACAGAUGCAGUGGGUACAGAUGCUUCCAGCUUGAGAAAGGCAGACCCCAAAGGUCGGAGCGCUCUGUUGGCUGAUAUCCAGCAGGGAACUCGCCUACGGAAAGUCACACAGAUCAAUGACCGCAGUGCCCCGCAAAUUGAGAGUUCUAAGGGAGGCAACAAAGAAGGAGGAGGUGCUGCAAAUUCUCGAGGCGGAAGCACACCCCCAGCCCUGGGAGAUCUGUUUGCCGGUGGCUUUCCAGUGUUGCGUCCAGCAGGCCAGAGGGAUGCAGCAGGUGCAGGCAGAGAUGGGCUGGAACAGGAAGGCUGGCACUUGCAAGGACCUUGGGGCCGGUCCAGCCAGCCGUCUCGUGGGACAGCUGCCGCACCUGAGGUCUCCCCGUCCUCUGUGCCUGCGCCUCCUUUGCCAGGAGCUAACAACAGCAGUGAAGCCCCACCCCCGCUGCCUCCCAAGUCUCCCAGCUUCCAGGCCCAGCCACCCAAGUCCAGCGUUCAAGCCUUGCCUACACCUCCAGCCCCUCCGGGAUCCCAGACGUUCGUGCAGAAGAAGAGGCCCGGACGAGGCCCAGGGACCAGUGGGGGAAAGCUAAAUCCACCCCCAGCACCGCCUGCGAGGUCACCCACCACGGAGCUUUCCAGCAGAAGCCAGCAGGCCCCAGCCUGGACCCCGACACCGCAGCCGGGAGGUCAGCUGCGGAACGGAAGCCUGCAUAUCAUCGAUGACUUUGAGUCGAAAUUCACGUUUCAUACUGUGGAAGACUUUCCUCCUCCAGAUGAGUAUAAACCAUGCCAGAAGAGUUACCCCAGCAAGAUCCCCAGAACUUUCUUCCUUCUCCCCAUUGACCUGGUUCCCCGAGAUUCGCGUUCUUCAUGUCUGGGGGACGGUGCAUUUUUCCCCACCCCUACCCCAUGGAAAGAGACCUUAGCAAGGCCUCCAGGGGACCUCCAUGUCACCAAAGCCAGUGGUCAGAUGUAUUAG